Messenger RNA from Aspergillus fumigatus Af293, 2928 nucleotides. RefSeq lists its product as uncharacterized. The transcript has a single exon. The record is from RefSeq and is a predicted model, not a curated record. The coding region runs from base 1 to 2928 and encodes 975 amino acids. NCBI's taxonomy places the organism in Eukaryota, Fungi, Ascomycota, Eurotiomycetes, Eurotiales, Aspergillaceae.
AUGUCUUCUCGAAAGGCCACAAAAGUGAAGGGGAAACAAUCUUCUAUCGUGACGCCUACGCAGUAUCUACUCGAUGUUCUCCGUGAUUCUGCACGCAGUACCGGGGAUGGACUCGGCCAGACGCAGCCUGUGAAUUCCAUUGUGAAUGAUUUCGGGAAACGGCAGAAAAAAGCGCCGCGCAAACAACCGAGAUUAUCGUUGCAGACUAUUCUUGCGGAUUGGAUACAGUGUGUGGAUCCAGUCUUGGGUCGGGCACAAAGAGCACAUCAUGAUACCGAAGCGACGGCCGAGCUGGAGAUCGUAUUGCAACAGGCGUUUCCGCCAAAAAUCAUCGAGUAUCUGACGGCCCGACAUUACAGCCCCAGCGAUGUGUUGCUUUGGUCAUGGAUUCUCAAGGGCAACACUCACGAGGCUGCUCUCCGAAUUUUGAUGGCCGAGUCUGCAGAGGGAGCUAGACCCGGCUCCCAACGUCGGCUCAUACCUCCGUUCAUUCCUCUACUUCUCUUGCGCAGACCAAGCCUUGACGCGAAGACUUUUCGCUUGCUUCUUAUUUAUUCCCUGCACCUCAUCACUGGCCGAAAAAUUCCGCCUUUGGACGCCUUCAAGCGCGUACAACGCACUGCUCAGGAGCUCGAGGAUAGCCUCGGCUCACGACAGACAGAAGCCCUCAUCGACACUACUACCUGCUUCGUGCUCGUUACCCGUCUGCUUCGUCAUGCUCGGGAAGUAUGGCCACAGGCCCAGCUCACCAUCGCGCGUGCCUUCGCAUCCUAUCUAACUCUGCUAAGAAACGACCAAGAAAUUUCGCAGAUUGCCAGGCACCGUAGGAAUCAAUUCAUGGCUGACAAGUUCAAUGCAUGUCUCUGGCUGCUCUCGUUGCCUUGCAAAGCAGGCCCUUUCAAGUUUGUUUCGGUACAGCAACAAGCUCAAUUCGAACUUCUCAAGGCUAUGGCAGGACAUAGUCCUGUCCUUCCGGUUACGCGGCAGGGCUACCAAGGUAUCAUUGCUGUUCAAUUGGCCCACAAGAAGACCUCCGCCGAACGGCAAUCGGCAGAACUAAAGGCACCAUCAUGGCCACCGUGGAAGGAAGAAAAGCUUGGAAUAGACUCUCAACGCGGAAACGAAGGAAUGAAGAGUCGCGCCAUGCGCGUGAUGGCUCAGAUGAGAGAGGCUGGCUACUCUCACACUCGCUGGGAGGAGGUCUCUGCAAUCUUGGCCGGUUGGGACACGGACAAAAGCCCGACGGUCCAAACCAGGGCCUUGAUGCGUCGACCGCAACUGCUACGUGGGCCUGCAGGAAGCAAGCCGGAUCAUCAUGCUGUCUGGGUGGCCCGAAUCCGCGCCACACGGACGGUUAGGGAGGCUUGGGCCUGCUUUCUGUCAUAUCAAGAUCAAGGCCUACCGCCGCGCGCGAGUAUAUAUGUCGCUAUGGCUGAGAAAUUGAUAUUCCGGAGAAAAGCGCUUGAGAAUGACUUCGACCAUAUCAGUCAUUCUCUACCAGGUGAUGGCCUGGAAGUCUUCCCGGAACCUGCCUCCGCCCGCGAUUUGAUCUAUGUACACACGGAGCCUCCUACCCUAGAAGAGCUUCUCAAACAGAUGCUUGCCCAAGGGAUCCGUCCAUCCGGGAGAUUCUUGGCUUUGCUUCUGCGGUCUGCGCCGACAUUCAAUUGCGGAUUGGACUAUCUUAGUUGCAGUGACUUGUCGAACGAACAAAUCCAAGCUUUGUGCACUGUGAGGGAAAGUACAUCAGAUUAUGAUGUGUUGGAUUCAACGGUUUUGGAUGAACUGCCCGACUACCUCUUUUCCUCUUUCGUAGGCUUUCUUUGCAACUAUUCGAGUCUUGACUCCUUGCACCUGGAACGACACGAUAUACGCACUGCCGAUCUAUUCCCCAUUAUUAUGAGCAGUAUGAGCAGGACCCAUCCGAACGAGCCGAAAACCUCGACGCUGUUUUCCAAUAUUCAAACAUCAGGAGAAAGCGGUACCUUGCAGCAUCCGAAAACCCUGUCGCAUGCGAUCCAGUUGUUGAAGCUUCGAAAGUCCCGGUUCACCCCUCCUUGGAUUCAUCUCUUGACAGCGCUGAGCAAGGAUCGCAUCAGAACGCCGUAUCGCAGAAUGAGCCGCAGUGCACAACGGGUGCUUGCUUGGUAUGAGAUGGUCGAGGUCAUCGGUUGGAUGAAAGAACGUGCCAUCGACCCUGGUCUGCAGGGGCAUCAGGUCCUUUGCGCCAGCUUCUCAAAGGCGGUGAUGGCAGGUUUAAAACAUCCAAAUGCCGCCGAAGAGGGCCUGGCGCUUGUUCAUGAAGCAGCGCGGCGAGGAAACAUCAAACACUCCAAGGUACUCCGCCCCCAUUUUGAGGACAUGGUUCGGGGUGGACUUGCCAUUCUCAAGGAACUCUUUAACCAGCUUGUCCUUUCGGAUCCGAAAAACGCCCCUUUCGGUGAGCGUUCGGAGGGCCCGUUCGAGAGUGCUACAAGUUCGCCAGUGGCUAUUCCUUCUAUGCUUCACGUCCCUUCUCCAGCCGCUCUACAUGCAUUCGUCAGAGCUCUCGGGCUGGCUGCGGAGCAUGACGGCCUGUUGAACUUGCUUCGAUGGAUGAGCCAGAAUGCCACCACGCUCAAAGAGACGGCUGAUGAGCAUCUGAACGGCGAUCGCAUGAUGCGGCGUACUCUGGUUGCACUUCGCGUGUUCCUUGAAGGAUACCGAGGGAAGCGACCCCGGGGAGAAUCCGACAAUUUGCCGUCGGAGUCAAUGGCUGCGGGAGAACCUCUCCCCAGCGAUGUCUCAGCCCCAGCCGCGAACGGGUCCAAUUCGAAGCUGCAAGAGGCGUAUGAGAUUGUCGCGGCGACUCCGCUGUGGGGUUCAUGGCCAAGCGAUGAUGAGGUCUGGGAGUAUUUACAGUGGGAACCUCAGCAGUCUGUACAUUAG